Vicia villosa (hairy vetch) is the source of this 1626-nucleotide messenger RNA. RefSeq lists its product as uncharacterized. The record is from RefSeq and is a predicted model, not a curated record. Gene Ontology annotation, biological process: DNA repair; telomere maintenance. The transcript has 5 exons. The coding region runs from base 1 to 1626 and encodes 541 amino acids. Lineage: Eukaryota; Viridiplantae; Streptophyta; Magnoliopsida; Fabales; Fabaceae. Gene Ontology annotation, molecular function: DNA helicase activity.
AUGCCAUAUCCAAAAGAGGAUGUCGUUUUCUUUACAGGAAAUAGAUUACUUUAUGAUGAACGUCAAUAUGAUGUUGUUGCUCAACAACAAAUUUUUGAAAAUUUGUCCGCUUCUCUUACAAGUAAUAUGACUCUAUUGUUAAAACAAUUUAGAAUAGUUCAACUUUUCAUUUUUAUUAACAAAUCUGUUUGGAAACACCUCUUAUACAUAGACGAGCAAAGAGGCAUUUUUGAGGAAAUCAUGGAUGUUGUAGAAAAGCAACAAGGCAGUGUGAUUUUUUUGUAUGGCUACGGUGGGACUGGUGGAAGAACAGGUCACUCUAGAUUUAAGAUUACUGUUCCUACUUUAGAAACUUCUAUUUGCAACAUUGAAAAACAAGAUGAUCUUGCUGAGCUUCUAAAGAUGACAGAUUUAAUCAUAUGGGAUGAGGCUCCUAUGGCUAAUAAAUCUUGCUUUGAAUCUCUCGAAAAAUCCUUAAGAGAUAUUAUGAGUGGAACCUCACAUGCAUCUAAAACAGUAUUUGGAGGUAAGGUUGUUGUGUUUGGUAGUGACUUCAGACAAAUUCUCCCAGUUAUACCAAGAGGUACUAGAUCUGACAUUAUCCAUGCAAAAAUAAAUGCUUCUUAUAUUUGGGAUCAUUGUAAAGUCUUGAGGCUUACAAAGAACAUGCGCUUGCAAACUGGUGAUAAUGCUUCUUCUACAGCUGAUGACAUAAGGAGCUUUUCUGAGUGGAUUUUAAAAAUUGGAGAUGGGACCAUGUGUGAGCCAAAUGAUGGUUAUGUUGAUAUUUGCAUUCCAUAUGAGUUCUUAAUUUCUAACUUUUCUGAUCCCGUCAAGGCAAUUGUUGAAGAUACAUACCCUGAUCUCAUUCUUAAAUAUCUUGAUUCCAAUUAUCUUCAAAGUCAUGCGAUCUUAGCUUCAACAAUCGAAGUUGUUGAUGAUAUCAACCAAUAUAUCACAAAUCUUCUUCCAGGAGAAGAGAAGGAAUACUUUAGUAGUGAUUCUAUUGAUAAAUCUGAUGUAACUAGCUGUGAUGCAUAUGAGAAUUUGACACCCGAGUUCCUAAAUGCUCUUAAAACUUCAAGAUUGCCUAAAAAUUCAAUCAGGUUGAAAGUUGGUGCCACUAUUAUGUUAAUGCACAAUCUAGGUCAGUCUGAAGGAUUGUGCAAUGGUACAAGGCUUACUGUAACCAGGCUUGCUAAUCAUGUCAUUGAAGCUAAGAUCAUUUCUGGAAAAAAUAUUGGUAACUUAAUUUAUAUUCCUAUAAUGUCUUUAUCCCCCUCACAAUCCCCAUGGCCGUUUAAAUUGCUAAGACGCCAAUUUCCACUUAUUGUUUCCUUUGCCAUGACUAUUAACAAAUCUCAAGGACAAUCACUUGACAAUGUUUGUUUGUAUUUGCCUAAAGAAGUUUAUAGUCAUGGGCAAUUAUAUGUGGUUAUCUCAAGAGUCAAAUCGAAUAAGGGAUUAAGGAUUCUUAUUCAUGACAAAGAUAAACAACCUAUGAUCUCUACCACCAAUGUUGUCCAAACAUUCACUUCAUUUUUGAGAUUCAUGCUGCAGCCAAUGUUGUAUUCAAAGAAGUGUUCCAUAACAUUUGAAAAGGUCCAAACAUUCACUUCAUUUUAG